AUGGAAGUGGAGUCAGCGGACCCUGGCAAUGACCCACUGCGGUCAAUUCCCAAGUCUCCAGUGGUGGUCCUGAUGAUUGGGAUGGCUGGCAGCGGCAAGUCGACCUUCAUGCACAGGAUGGUCGUGCGGCUGCAAUCAAAGCAGAAGAAGGUCUACACAGUGAACCUGGACCCUGCCGUGAGGAAUUUAGCUUACCCGGUAAACAUAGAUAUCAGAGAUACGGUGAACUACAAGGAGGUCAUGAAGCAUUUCGGGCUUGGCCCCAAUGGAGGCAUCAUGACAGCACUGAAUCUUUUCGCCACCAAGUUCGAUCAGGUUUUGUCCAUUUUGGGCCGCCGCGCGGAAUCCUUGGAUUAUGUGCUGAUCGACACGCCAGGUCAAAUCGAAGUCUUCAACUGGUCGGCCUCUGGGCAGAUCGUGUGCGACGCCCUUGCUGUGUCCUACCCGACGCUGGUGUGCUACGUGGUGGACACUGCCAGAUGCGUGAAGCCGGUAACCUUCAUGUCCAACAUGCUUUAUGCCUGUUCGAUUCUCUACAAGACAAAACUGCCAUUUAUCAUCGCCUUCAAUAAGAUCGAUGUGAUCCCGCACGACUUCCUGAAAGAGUGGAUGGAGGACUUUGAGAAGCUGGGCGAUGCGCUGAGCCGAGAAACUUCCUACGUCGCCAGCCUGGCGAGGUCCAUGAGCCUCGCCAUGGAAGAGUUCUACAGCAACCUGAGGUCUGUGGGCGUCUCGGCCGUGACCGGCGCCGGCUGUGAGGAUUUUGAGAAGGCCAUGGUCGAAGCUUGCAAGGAGUUCGAGGAGAGCUACGUGCCUUUCCUGCUGGAGCAACGUCGAGACCUCGAGGCAAAGCGCCGUGCAGCCGUCGAGGAGCAGGUGAAGUCCUUCGAGCGGGGCCUGGACCGUGCGAAACGUGGCCACCAUGAGCUGGAGAGUGAGGACGUCCAUCAGCUUGAGGAGGAUGUCAGGAACUUCUCCAUCGGAGAGCAUGAGAUGGAUUAG
This is a messenger RNA of Symbiodinium sp. CCMP2456, 1002 nucleotides long. The record is from the annotation of a GenBank genome assembly. NCBI's taxonomy places the organism in Eukaryota, Dinophyceae, Suessiales, Symbiodiniaceae.